AUUAAAUUGUACCGUUAGAAGUUAUAACGUCAGUGAUUGCAAAUGAAGGUAAGGGUUUAUUCCGCGCUUGGUAAACUUGAAUUUGAACGAGUCUAUAUGGUAUUAUAAUAUUUAUCUCAAAGAUAGUUAUCACGAUUUGUGCGUCAACUCUUGCGUCUCGACGAGUCGUAAGUAUAAUACACCUGUAGCAUGCGCCAUGCAGAAAGUCAGUCGUAAGUAGACUUCAGAAAACUCAUCAUGGAUAAAAACAUGGAGAAAGAGAAAGUUAAGAAAACAAUGUGGCCUCAAUGGGUCGCUGGUAUCGGAGUUAAUCUUUUAUUGCUGCAAGUGGGAAUGAUGGUUGGUUGGAGUUCACCGUACGUCGCUUCUCUAACUUCGGAUGAAGGCCGCUUUCAUAUAACAAUGCACGAAGCCUCGUGGAUAAUUUCGCUGUUGAAUUUGGGUAGACUAGUUGGCGCCAUUACCGGUUCUAUCACUGUCAACUAUUUCGGUACCAAAACAACCAUUCUCAUCACCAGUAUGCCGUUGGCCUUCUGCUGGCUCUUUAUGAUCUUGGCUAAUCGAGCGGAAUGGUUGUAUGCGGCUAGGUUUCUGGGUGGUAUCAGCCUCGGAAAGGUGUACAGCAGUUUUUCGCUUUACUUAGGCGAGAUCGCAGAUCCAAAAAUUCGUGGGGCUUUGGUCUUUCUAGCUAUGGGCGGAUUACCGAUAGGCAAUUUAAUAAUGUGCAUCAUGGGCGCGUAUUUAAAAAUGGAAAUUUCCAGUGGUAUAAGCCUCAUACUCUGUGUCAUACUAAUGGUUAUUUUUAUCUGGCUGCCGGAAUCGCCGCAUCAUCUCGUUAAGAUCAAGUCGGAUGAGAAAGCGCAAGCAUCGAUACUCUGGUAUCAUCGUGACUGCGAUGUGGAUUCGGAACUACAGUCUCUGAAGAAGUUCAUCGAGAUAAACAACAGCCUACCCUUCAUGGACGUCCUAAAGGAAUUCAGAUUUCCGCAUAAUUGGAAAGCGUUACUUCUUGUGGUGACGCUUCUUAUGUACAGUCAAAUGUGCGGCCUGAACAACGUGAUAUCUUACAUGGAAACCAUCCUGCGAAGCUGUAGAGUGACCGUCAUAAAGCCGGCAGUAGUCGUAAUUAUUGUCACUGCCUGCGGAAUCGUCAGCUCUCUAUUCUCCAUGUUGCUGAUCGACAAGUGCGGUAGGCGGGUACUGAUGCUCACUUCCACCUCUUCCGUCAUCGUCUCGACAGUUUGCCUAGGUACGGAAUUUCAACUACUCGACUUAGGCUACGACCCUGACAAACUCCAGCCACUUCCGAUUUUCGCGAUGAUACUCUUUCAAGUAUCCGUUUUCAUCGGCAUCUUAUCGAUACCCACGACUAUACUUGGUGAAGUCUUUCCACCUUACAUAAAGUGCGUAGCCAGUUGUUUCGCUAGCAUCGCAGCCGGAAUUUUCUCCUUCAUCUCUGUAGCGACUUAUCAGCCUCUGGUCAAUUUAAUCACGGAAAAGUACGUGUUCUACACCUAUUCCCUGUUGCUGUUAACCGCCAUACCGUAUACGCUUCUGUGCAUGCCCGAGACCAAGGGCAAGACAUUGCAGAAAAUUCAGGAAGAGUUGACGAAGAAGAGUUGAAUCUGUUUGAAUGUAUUUAUCGGACUGCUAAACCCAACGGUAUGCAUAGAGAACUUGUGAUGUGAUUAUUCAUUCUCUCAUGUUCGUCGCGUAAAUUACGUACAACGUCGAUGUCGGUGCCAACCAACGCUGCCGCGACUAAUGAUCUGACAAAUCUGAUUGCUUGUAAUAUUUUUAUUAGCUAACAAAGUGAAAUUACCACACAAUAAAGAUUAGCUAUGAAGUGAUA
Ooceraea biroi (clonal raider ant) is the source of this 1852-nucleotide messenger RNA. RefSeq names its product facilitated trehalose transporter Tret1. The record is from RefSeq and is a predicted model, not a curated record. Gene Ontology annotation, biological process: transmembrane transport. Gene Ontology annotation, cellular component: membrane. Lineage: Eukaryota; Metazoa; Arthropoda; Insecta; Hymenoptera; Formicidae. Gene Ontology annotation, molecular function: transmembrane transporter activity.